Bactrocera neohumeralis is the source of this 1001-nucleotide messenger RNA. RefSeq lists its product as uncharacterized. The annotation marks the transcript as partial. Gene Ontology annotation, molecular function: nucleic acid binding. The record is from RefSeq and is a predicted model, not a curated record. NCBI's taxonomy places the organism in Eukaryota, Metazoa, Arthropoda, Insecta, Diptera, Tephritidae. The transcript is spliced from 3 exons.
ACGAUUUUCAUCGUUUCCAAAAGCUCUCAGAGUAGUUGCUUAUAUGUUCAAAUUUAUCGAGCAACUCAAAAGCAAAGUAAAAGGAUCGCAUAAUUUCCCAUGCAACACAGUGACGCACCUAGAGUUACAAAAGGCAAAGGUCGCACUAAUAGCAUAUACACAAGCGCGCUACUUCAGCCGCGAUAUAUCACUACUAAGAGAAUCGAAGCCGAUUGAUAAAAAGAGCUCACUCUUAGUCCUCAAACCAUUUCUGGACACGAAAGGUCUGCUUCGUGCCAAUGGUCGGCUUGCUAAUUCGAGCCUGACAUACAAUGAACGCCACCCCAUAAUAAUUCCAGAGAGGUCACCAUUUGCCACAUUAUUCCUCCAUUACAUCCACAUCUUAAUGCUACACGCCGAACAUCGUCUCAUGCAACAGAUGGUACGCCAGGAGUAUUAUAUCCCCCGUCUUAAGCCGCAAAUCAAGAAGUGCAUCUUCACGUGCAAGAUUUGCACUAUGCACAAGCAGAAGAUGCGAACGCAGAUUAUGGCAGCACUUCCACCGGAACGCUGCAAUUUCGCUCUGCCUUUCACCACAACAGGUGUUGAUUUUGCUGGGCCUUUCCAGGCAGUACACCUUGAGCUGUGUAGUAAUCUGACGACGGAGGCUUUUCUCGCGGCAUUUGCUCGCUUCGUCGCUCGACGUGGCUACCCAUCAAAAAUCAUGAGCGAUAAUGGCAAAACCUUUAUCGGAGCUCAACGAGCCACAGAAAAGCAAUUUGUGGAUUUUUUAAAACAAGUGUCACCCGACAUCGUACAAAAGUACGCCCCUCAAGGUAUAAAUUGGCAAUUUAUACCCCCAAGCGCUCCUCAUAAUUACCAUGGAUGUAGAUACGCCAGUUGCAAAUACGUCAGCCGCUCGGGCGGCAACCAAUGUGCCACGCAACGGGCCUGCACCAGCGCCCCGAACGGUAGUUGCAACAGCACCGGCUUCGCUGCCAAAGACAUCGCCAAAUCAACGG